CACAGUAAUUAUAGAACUAGAGGAAGUGAGAACCACAGUAAUUAUAGAACUAGAGGAAGUGAGAACCACAGUAAUUAUAGAACUAGAGGAAGUGAGAACCACAGUAAUUAUAGAACUAGAGGAAGUGAGAACCACAGUAAUUAUAGCACUAGAGGAAGUGAGAACCACAGUAAUAACAGUACUAAAGGGAGAUAAGAACACUGUAGUACCUACAGUCAGUGGUCAGGCUUCAAACAUCUUUUAUUGUACGAUCACUGAAGAUUUAAAAUGCCACGCAAUGUCGAAAUCAAAGCCCUGGUACGAGAUGUGGUAAAGUUGCACGAGCGAGCGGCUCAACUGUCUGGUAGUAAGGGGCACGUGCUCCACCAGGAAGACACGUUCUUCAAUUCACCAAAUGGAAGAUUAAAACUCCGGGUCGUAAAGGAUGAAAUGGAAGAGCUGAUAUAUUAUGAGAGACCAGACCAGGACGGCCCAAAGUGCAGUGAUUAUGUCAAGGUCUCCGGAAAUGUUGGAGAACUGAGUGGAGAUCUGUGUACGUUACUGAGGCGCUGUCUUGGGACAAAGGGUGUAGUGAAGAAGACACGAACCUUAUACAUGGUUGAUCAAACCAGAGUCCAUGUUGACACCGUUUAUGGUCUGGGAGACUUCAUGGAACUUGAGGUUAUGCUGCGUGAGGAUCAGACUGUUGAGGAUGGAGAGAAAAUUGCCACUGAUCUCCAACGACAGCUUGGAAUUGAGAAGGAAGACUUGCUUUCUGAGGCUUACAUGGAUAUGAUUCUUAAAAAAUAAAAAAUGAAGCAGCAGCACCACCAGAAGCACCAGUAACGGCAGCAUCAGCAGCACCAGUGGCACCACCCCCUCCACCAGUAGUAGCCAAGGCUUCAUUAACAUCAGCAUUAGCACCUGGAGAAGCACGAUCAGCAGUACCACCACCAGCAACAGUUGUUCCAGUAAUAGUAGCAGAAGCAUUAAACUUAUAUUGCUUGAGAACUGCUUCUACCUGCCACUUGCGACCUUCCAGCUGUUGCAACUGAUUCUCCAAUUCUGACUUCUUGGCCAGGUUAGCAUCCUCACUCUACGGAUGACACAACUUACUAAGAUAAAAUUGUGAUGAAAGAGAAGAAGGCAUAAAAGAGGAGGAUACCUUAACAGGAUGGAAAAUUGAAGAGUAAAAGAGAAUUGGAAGAUAGCAGAUGAAAAAAAUAAAAAUAUAAAUGUCAAAAAAAAAAAAAAAAAGGGAAAUUUGAAGGUAGAGCCAGUGGUCAGGAUCUAGACAUCUCUCACAUGUCUGAAGGAUUAAACAGAACUGAUCAGAAUCUGCAUAAUAACAUCUCUUUAAGGAAAUGCUUUGAUGCUGGUAAUCAAGAAUUAGAGGUACUCCUUCCCUUCCAUGGAUCAAACCUGAUAUUGACAUUCCCCAGACAGUAUGAUCCUUACUGGUUUAGCACCCUUAAUGACUGUCAUCCUUUGGUGAUAAGGGGAAUGCUGUGAUGUUGAUGAAGGGUUCUUGAUUCAAAGAAUUGAGCUGUGUGGUUGUAUCAGUGGCACCAACUGUGACCCUACUGUCUCAUACCUGAGCCUCAGAAACUUUCAUGGUACAGUAUUUGUAUUCUUGUAUCUCACAAAGCCAUAUAGUCCAUAAACCCAUGCUAAGUCACAGUGAAUAACUCUUGCUGAAUAAACAGAAGCAUGGAUAGGGUCCAUAUUGUUCAUUCAUCUGUUUAUUCAUUAGCAGUUGUUUGUUAUGACUUAUCUUGAGUCUUAUUCCCUAUAAGUAUAAUGCAAAUAAUAAGUCAAGAAAUAAACAUAUGGGUGGAUGAGGGGUCUGGACUGUUAGUUUAUGGACUAUGGUUCGAAGCCCUCAUCUGUUUAUUCAUUACAACCUAAUUUGAGUUCAAAGGGGUGAGCAAAUAGCUGUAUGUUCCAGUAUAAGCUAGGAAGAUCACACUGACCUGAGAGAGAAGAGCAGCCACCUUCUUUAUCUUAUGGUCACUCAGGUGGUUCAAGAGCUGCUUAACCUCUGCCUGUUCAUUGUUGCUCAGCUCGCAGUGUCCACGAACCACCUGCCCACAAUACAUGAGUACAGUAAUUAAAAUUCUAGAGGGUGUCAUUUAUGAAGAAUUGAAUUAAAUGUUCAAGUUUA
Messenger RNA from Cherax quadricarinatus, 2143 nucleotides. The record is from RefSeq and is a predicted model, not a curated record. Lineage: Eukaryota; Metazoa; Arthropoda; Malacostraca; Decapoda; Parastacidae.